AUGGAAGCAGCUCAGACUGUCCAGAGGAGCACUCAACAAAGUGUUGCAAAGGGCAGGAGCCAACACAGAAUUCCCAGGGAUGUUGAGACAGACAUUGCAUACCUGUAUGAAGUUCUGCCGCAGCUGUCUCAAAUUUUUCGUAUAAUAGAUAAAAUUGGAGAAGGUACUUUCAGCUCAGUGUAUUUGGCAGAGGCACAGAUGACAGAUGGGUCGAGAAGGAUGUUUGCAUUGAAACACCUGAUCCCUACCAGUCACCCUGUGCGUAUAGCCGCUGAACUCCAGUGCCUGACUGUUGCUGGAGGGAAAGAAAAUGUGAUGGGAGUCACAUACUGCUUCAGGAAAGAGCAUUACGUGGUCAUUGUCAUGCCAUACAUGGAGCAUCAAACCUUUGUGGAUAUUGUUGGCUCCUUGAGUUUUGAGGAUGUGAGGCAUUACAUCUUCCACCUGCUCAAAGCCUUGAGACACAUUCACAAGUUUGGCAUCAUCCACCGAGACAUCAAACCAACUAAUUUCCUGUUCAAUCGACAAAAGAGGGAGUAUGCUCUAGUGGAUUUUGGCCUGGCACAGGGCACUCCUGAUACACGGAUAGAACUGCUGAAGGUGGUGAAAUCAAAAUCUCAUAAAGGUGGCGGGUCAUCUACUAAGAUGGUGGAGGAAUCACUUGGGAAACCGAAACUUGUGCCUUUACCACCCAACACCAGAAACACUGCUCUCCAGUCCAGCACUAAAGCACCUGCUAAAAGACCAUGCCCAGCUUCACGCAUUAAACACAGCAAGGAACUGUUGGAACUUGAUAAUGCACCACGGUCUGUAUUUGGGGAGAAAAACAUAAAUGGCACAAACUCUCAUAAACCUGGCACUGACAAAGUUGAGGGACUGCUUUCAAAACCAAAACGAGAGGAAUUAAUUCCACGCAAGAUUGUUUCUUCAAAACACCGUUCAGUACCAGUGAGAACAACACUGAAUCAGAGACAAAAAUCCCCCAUUGAGAGUCAAAAACCCAAACCCCCUGCCGUCAGCCCGAGUCUCACCUGCAACUGCUACAUGACUGACCGCAUCUGCAACAUCUGCUUGUCCAG
Molecule: messenger RNA, 1079 nt
Organism: Sinocyclocheilus grahami
Lineage: Eukaryota; Metazoa; Chordata; Actinopteri; Cypriniformes; Cyprinidae
Product: cell division cycle 7-related protein kinase-like
Exons: 8
Biological process (GO): mitotic DNA damage checkpoint signaling; protein phosphorylation
Cellular component (GO): nucleus
Molecular function (GO): ATP binding; protein serine/threonine kinase activity
Source: RefSeq, a predicted model, not a curated record